AUGGAACAAGGAACAAAUAAAGUGUUUAUAAAUCCUAAUUUUAAUAAGAGACCUAGUAAUUAUGUUCCUGUGGGAAAUGUGCCUGUAAUGCAUGUGAACCCAAACUUCUAUCAACACUUAAAGAAUGUGCAGCCAAUGCCUAAGCCAAAAAUUUAUAUAAAUCCUAACUUUGUCAGACGGAAUGGAACCAACAAUCACCAAAUUCAGUAUGUUAACACUAUUAAUACUCCACACUCUUAUGUGAAGUCACACCCCCUCAUGGACAGUAGUAACACAUUGAUUGCAACUGUUGCUGCAUGUGUUAGCCAUGACUCUCAGAGCUCAGUUCAAAACAACAAAGCAAGUCCUAAUUUUAGUAGACCCAAUAAAGUGGAUAAACCUGUUCUAUAUGUAAAUAAUAAUAGUAAUAUUACAAAUUGUUAUAUUAAGCCAAGCCCAUUAAUAGAUAGCAGUAACACAUUGACUGCAAGCUCCAUUCAUACCAGUUCAGUUCCACAACAACCCUACCAGACCCACUCUCGUUAUUCACUGGUGAGGUUAAAGAAACCUGAGGAGCCAUUAACUAAUAUUGUCAAACAACAAACAAGUACAAUAAAAAUUAGCAAAUACAAAUCUAUCAAACUAACUGAUGUAAAAAAGAACCUUGACUCUUUAAAACCUGCUGUAAAAGUAACACCUUUUAAAGUUUCUAACAAUCAUAAAUCUUUGAUAAGGACUAUUCACAACCAUAAAGUUAUUUCCAAAACCCCCACCAAAAAUAAAAAUAGCUAUAAACUUGUCAUAUCCACAAUUGGUAAAAGCAAGCCACACUUUAAGAGGCAGACAUCCAGUACUCCUAAGAAAAUAAUAAGCAGUCAAACAAGAAUCAAAGCUCCUGGUGUCUACAAGAAAAACAAUAUUCCGUGCCCACAGUUCCGCAAAUAUGGAAAAUGCCUACGUAAAUCAUACGGAAAAUGCGAGUUUCUCCAUGAUAAAAAGCAUGUGUCAAUAUGCAGGAGAUUUCUUAAUGGUGUGUGCCAUAACAACGAUUGCUUACUGUCACAUGAACUCUCUGAUAAAAAAAUGCCGACUUGCUACUUUUAUCUAAAAGGAAUGUGUACCAAGGAUGGUUGUCCUUAUCUUCACGUUAAAUUGAACGAAAGAGCCAAAAUUUGCCUUGAUUUUAUGAAAGGCUAUUGUGAAAAAGGUGACAAAUGUUUGAAUAGACAUGUUGCUAAAAGUUUAAACGUAGAUAGAAAUCGAAAACUUACCUUGAAGAAGCUGAUGCAACAGAAGUUAAUUAAAUAUAAACUUGAAAAGAAUAAAGUUAAAAGUAAUACGAACAGUACGCAAAAAAGGAAAAGUAAACUCCACUUGAACCAACAGUCUUCGCAGGAAAAUAAUGAUCAUGCUAAUAGAUAUUAUAAAGAAUCAGUAACGGAAUCAAAUAGUAGCGAAAACUUGGAAAUUAAACCAACGAGGUGUAAAUUGGGCACCUUACCGUCCUUCAUACAAUUGUAGUAAAGUAAUCCAAUUCUAAUUUGGAGAAUGUUGUAUUUAAUUAUCUUUGAGAAGGCUAUGAUAUCCCUUUUAAAAAGAGUAAUUUGUGCCUUCUUUUAUUAUUGUAAAAUAAAACUUUACGUUAAAGUGUGCUGCCCAUUAAACUGUUGAACACACUUAGAACAGUGUCAUUUGUAAUGAAGGCGUUGCCAAAUGUUCCAAUUACAGUUUACUAUGACAAAGUACUACAGUGCUCAACAUUUUCAGUAACCUAAACAUACAUUUAAGUAUGUGAUGGGUAGAGAUAUGCUCUGUUUUAAAUUGAUAAUUAGGUACCAAAGCAUGCUUAUUGUAAACUAUGAAUUAAUUAUUUCUAAGUUUUACGUUAUAAAUCGUGUCAUUCACGAUGACGUGUGCCUUGUGUCGUAUUGUCAUCUUAUUAAAUGUUAGAUUUGACAAAUCUGCGCGUCAUCGUGGAUGACACGAUCUAUACACCCUGUUAUCAUUGACGUAGGUAUUUCUUUUAAUUGAAUACAGUGAUGAAACAAUAAUAAGACGAGAUCCGUAAACUUAAAUAAUCGGACAGACAGACGGACAUGACGAAUCUAUAAGGGUUCCGUUUUUUGCCAUUUGGCUACGGAACAAAUUAUUUGAAGUUUUCCCCUGAUAUUCGUCUUAUUAUCGUUCCACUGUAUAGUUGAGCUAAUAUCAGGUGACCUUUUUACACAUCACCAAACGAAAAAUCACCUGAUAAUAGAAUUAAAACAAUCACAAUUAUUAUCCAGUGGCGUUAGUGAGCACGUUGAUGGGCUCUUAACUUUUCUUCCGAAAUCCUAUUGUAUCUAAUAUUGCGGUACAAUAAUAUUAUACAGACGACACUCAGUGCAUACUUACUCAGAUUUAAGGUGCGACCACACCGCAGCUUAAAAAACGGUCACGAUACGGAAUCGCAGUGACGCGUCGUAUGCGUAUCGUUUUUGCGCAUGCUCCCCACACCGCUGCUUAAAAUACGCUGACGCACCGUAAAUUGAUCUGCGUAAAAAUCGCAAAAAAUAUAACACGGAGAUCUUAUGGCAGACACCACACCGGUGACAUAAAAGACGCAACUGUUUUGUAAAUGCAGCGUUUUUUACGCAAAGAUUUGCGAACAAAAAAUAUUCGCGUGAAGCAAGUCACUGCGAUUCCGUACCGGCACCGUUUUUUAAGCAGCGGUGUGGGGAGCAUGCGUCAAUAACGGUACGCAUACGACGCGUCACUGCGAUUCCGUAUCGUGACCGUUUUUUAAGCUGCGGUCUGGUCGCACCUUUAAUUUUGAAGGAAAAACGGCAGUCACUACAGAAAGCGCUUGAGGGGGGUUUCAACUGACAGGUUAUUGACUAUUGAAUGUGUUUAUCUUGUUUUUAACCACGAAAAUUCUCUCAGUUGGAACCUAUUCGAUUGCAUCGCCAUCUUACAUCUGGGUUGAGCUCUGCGCAUAGAUUCUGUGCCGAAAGAGUCUGACCACCAAGUUUUUACCAGUGGUAACUACUGGGAUUUUUUUCCUCAGUAGCUACCACUGGUAAAAGAUGGGAUUUUUUUCCGGUAGGUAACUGCUACCGAAAUUUUGUUUUUCUACUCGUCGACUGUAAUGGUUGCAUUAAGAUUUCGUACAGCACAGUUUGGUAAAACUGUAAUUGGGUACUUUUCAUGUAUGGGCUCCCAACUCAACUAUAAUAUUCAUUUCGAAACGGUUUAGUCAACUAUAAUGAAAUGGACCAAUUACAGCUCGCCGCGGUCAAGAAGUCGAAACAAAACGAUAGCUCAAUAAUAUUUUAUACAAUCGUGAUAUAAUAGAGAGCUUUUCAGUCGAGUAACAUGUUUUAGCAACGAAGCUGAGUUGCCAAAGUGAGGUACGAAAUUGAAAAGCUUGAUUAUAUCACUAUUGUAUACAAUACUUUUUCUACGAGUCAAAAAAUAAUACUUUAAACUAAUAAAAUCAUACAGGUAAACUAGCCAAAAGUAUACAGCAAUUUAAGAUACGCGAGCAGCCGCGAUACUUUCAUACUCGACGCGCCCCGGCCGCCGGGACCCGGCGGGGUGGUCAACGACACCUACUCGUACGUAACUCAUGAAGCCCUGGUACUUGCUCCUUGAAAUUUGGUAUGUAUGUAAAUAAAAAGCCCUUUCUUUAUUCAUGUCCUUCAUUUGACAUUUGGGGACCUCGAGGAAUCGCAGCCAUCUUGGAAAAUGUGUACCAUCCUGGAGAAAUUCGCGUUUUACUCAAAAUCUACAUUAUCUAGGCAAAUAUGGUGUAAGACAAGAUUAACAUUAUUUGUUCUUAGGUUGUGCAAUAAAGAGGAUUUGUAUUGUAUUAAAUUGUAAGGUAAAAGUACUAGUGCUCGACGAUGCACUAGUCACCGACAUGGGCACUUUGUCAUAGAAAUAUAGGUUAAAUUUGAACAACGAAGAUUUUUCUGUAUUCGAACUUAAUCCUUGUCACUUUAACAUAAAGUGCCAAUGUCGAGUACUAGUGCAGCGUCGAGCACUAGUACUUCUACCUUAAAGCUUAUUAAAUUCUACACAAAAAAGUCCUAGUUAUCUUUCCGGAAAAACCACAUCUUGUUAUAGAAAAUACUUGCUGAAGCUAGGUUUAGCGCUUAUCCAGGGGACAUUCUCUUAAUAGGAAACUCGGGAGAAUAUGAAUUCCACUUUAGUCUAUACAUUUGUACAGAUCUACCCCAAUAUCAAUAUUUUAUUCAACUGUGACUUAACCAGAAAGUAGGGUUAUGGGUUUAAGUACUGAUGAUUCAGUACUGUGAAUGUUGGAAACAGAUUUUAGGUCUUAAUUGGGGUUCAAACGUAUAAUAGUGACAGUAAUAAAAUUUGACACAUACAAUCUCUGGGAUCCAUGUUAAAGUUCCUUAAAAUUCGAGCUGUACCCACCACGAGGAUCAGGCGCCAUCAUGAUAACUAUACGUCUUUUUUUUUCUAUUUUUCUCAGGAUAUAUGAGUUUUAUGUGAAUAUUGUGUAUGGCGAAACGGAAGCUUAUUAUAUUCCACACAAAAAUAAUGUCAAAUGAUAUGGACAUGAAUAUAGGGGCCUUUUAUUUACAUACAUAAUAGGUAUAUACCAAAAUUCAGGACGGUCCAAGAAAUUUCGAGGUUUGUUCUAUUCCGAUUGUGCUAUACACUAUUUAGACUGUUUUUAUUAGUAUUGAACUUUAACAAAAUGUUUGCAGUAACUACUGGAAAAAAAUCCCACCUUUUACUAGUGAACUACUAGAAAAAAUGGUCGGACUCAAAACCGACACCGUGGCCAUGUCAUCGCCAUAAGCCAUCCGACACCACUGUGCUCUCCACAUGCUGGCCCGUCCCAUCUUGGUGGGCCGGUAUGACGGCCCAUCUUGUAGAGGAGCUAAUGGAAUAUGUACAUUCCACCGCCUUCUCUUUCCGCACAGACUCUUUGCUUUUCGGUUUAGAAGCAAGAGCAAAGAAUAAUAACAUUUGCAAAAGUAUGGAAGCAGGGUAGAAAAUUAUGUAGAAUAUUUUUUUUAAUAAAAUAAAAUACCAAUUUGUAA
Cydia pomonella (codling moth) is the source of this 5036-nucleotide messenger RNA. RefSeq lists its product as uncharacterized. Gene Ontology annotation, cellular component: nucleus. The coding region runs from base 1 to 1500 and encodes 499 amino acids. Lineage: Eukaryota; Metazoa; Arthropoda; Insecta; Lepidoptera; Tortricidae. The transcript has a single exon. Gene Ontology annotation, molecular function: metal ion binding. The record is from RefSeq and is a predicted model, not a curated record.